CGAGCGGCGUUGAGCAGAUAUCGGUAGUCGUGAGACGAGUCGGUCGGUUGACGGAUCGUGUCUCUUGUGUUGAUAGUGCGAACGGUUUGCUCGUCCCCCUUUCCUUCUGUGUUCAAAAAUGAGCUGGCAGGAUUACGUUGAUAAGCAAUUGCUUGCAUCGAGGUGCGUUACCAAAGCUGCUAUUGCCGGACAUGAUGGCAACCUGUGGGCAAAGUCCGAAGGCUUCGAAGUGAGCAAAGAGGAGCUCGCGAAAUUGGUGCAGGGUUUCGCGGAACAAGAUAUCCUAACGUCAUCAGGGGUUACCUUAGCUGGCAACAGGUACAUAUAUCUAUCGGGUACGGAUCGUGUGAUAAGGGCAAAACUCGGAAAAGUUGGCGUCCACUGCAUGAAGACGACGCAAGCCGUAGUCGUCUCCCUCUAUGAGGACCCCAUACAGCCACAGCAAGCCGCGUCUGUCGUUGAAAAACUCGGCGACUACCUCGUGUCCUGCGGCUAUUAGUAACCUCUGGGACCCAACACAAAAUAUCUAAUUAUUAAUAACAAACGAAUACAGUCGAUUAUUUUAAAUGAACAGCGAAUGGAAUGCGCCAUGCCGCACGAGCCGCGCCGCAACUGCCGCAAGCCUGCCGCACGAUGCACGACGACGAAGAAGCAGCAACAACAACAACAACAUCAACAACUUCACAACUACUACACAACAACAAUUUCAACAACAACUAUUACUACCAUACUGCAGUCAUCGUUUUCUCCAUUUCGACUUGACUUGACAUCGAGAAAUGAAGGCGCGCGCGUCCAUUUAACCGACCUACGCCACUAAAUACAUGACUUCCCCCCCCCCUUUAAGACGGUAUGCGUACUCGCAAGCAUCAUUGAAGAUACACAAUUGCAUAUGCGAAUGACACACACACACAGUAAUAAUAUACACACGUCGUAAUCAUGGUUUAAGACAGAUGGACUGGACCAGACCAACGGACAGAUUAGACGAAUCAUCAAUUGACGGGACAAAAUGGAACGACGAAAUAAGACGAACUAUGACGAACUGUGACGAACUGUGACAAACUGUGACGAACUGUGACAAACUGUGACGAAUAGAUAGAUUUAUAGAUAGAUUAGUUAUAAACACAGAAAAAACUUUCCUUUAUUAAAUACGUACAAGACACACACGUACGAUUGAUUAUCAUACAUCAUUACGAAAAAUAAUAUGCAAUAUAAUAUCAUUAUACAUAUAAUUAAUAAUCAUCCUUCCCACACACAUACACACACACCACACAAUUUGGUCGACGAUUGGAAUGCUCAUGGAUAAAAAAAAAAACAGAAGUUUUAAAAAAAAAAUAAUACACGUGCCAAUACUCGAUAGAGCGUGUUGUUUACGGUAAAUAAAAAAAAAAUAAUUUUAUAGAUAUGCACACGAAUCCAUUAUAAUAUCGAUAGUCUUUUAUUCAACACAUACACACACGCACAUUCUUAUUUACAUUCGUACGAAAGGGAGAGGAAGAGAUAAGAGAUACACUUUUGAAUGAUACAAGGGGGUGUGUGUGAGAGAGAGAAAAAGAGAGAGAAAGCACGCGCGUAUAUACGUUUAAGAGAAUAAAGAUUAUAUAAAAGUGAUGAUAUAUAUAAGCUCGAUAUGUGUAUACAUUGCGCAUGCGCGCGCGAGAUAUUUGAAAAUGCAGCCAGACCACGGAAUAUAGGGAAAUUUCGGAAUAGGGGGAAAAAAGUGCAUUGAAUAAUAAUUUUCGUUUAACAUACGAAACAACGGGGGACUUCGAUUAUAGUCGUACUCAACACAUAAAACAGCGCUUCUAUCCUAUGAAAUAUUAUUACAUGUCGUCGGGCUCGUGAUCGAAAAGAACGCUCUUAAUGGUAAUGAUGGUAAUGAUAUAAUGAUUAUGACGACGGCAAUGUGGUGUAAUGGUGGUCGCAAUUGUGGCGGUUUGGUGGUGGUGGUGGUGGUGGUGGUGGUAUAACGUGUGAUCAAUCAAAUUGUGUACGUGCGUGCGUGCGUGUAUGUGUGUGUAUGUGCGUGUAAGGCACGAGCGCAUCAUCCGCAAAUAUUCCAGUCAUUUCAAGAUUUUAUAUUUUUCCUUAUUUUUGUUCCUAUAUAAAAAGAAAGAAAAAAAAUCAUUUUUCCGGAAUAUAUCUUUGGAAAGUAUAUUUUUAUUUGUCGUUUCGGGUGGAAAAUCUCGUGUUUUUUCGGAAAUGUCGACGAUAAUCGAUUUGUUUCUGUAAAAUAUAAUAGAGAAGGAGAAGAAGGGAGGAA
Polistes dominula (European paper wasp) is the source of this 2260-nucleotide messenger RNA. It is a transcript of the gene chic, whose product is annotated as profilin chickadee. Lineage: Eukaryota; Metazoa; Arthropoda; Insecta; Hymenoptera; Vespidae. The record is from RefSeq and is a predicted model, not a curated record. Gene Ontology annotation, molecular function: actin monomer binding. Gene Ontology annotation, cellular component: cell cortex.